CAUAGGAGUAGGUGUCUACAUAACACACGCAAAUAUUGAAUUCUGGAGAUUAUUCAUCGAUAGCUUGUCCGGUGCUCCGCGUCGUUGCGUCCAAUGCGCUCGUUUCGUUAAAAAUCGUUUCGUUAGGAAUUUUAUUUUUAAAAUAUUCAAAAAUUAUUUAGUAUGAACUAAUAUCUGUUGUUCCUUUUUAAGUGUUGUUUGAUUAGUGUUUCCAGUGAUGGCAUCCAGUAUAGCCAGAAUUGUUUGUCUCAUUUUGUUAUUUAUUUGUUGUGGUCAUGGUCAGGAUUUCGGCUAUGACGGAAAGUCUGGACCGGAUUUUUGGGGUUUAAAUUACAGAGGAUGCAACGGGGGCAAGCUGCAGAGUCCAAUAGACAUCCAAUUAAAUAACGUUAUAAGAAAAGAAUUUCCUCCGCUUAUUUUCGAGCACUUCGAUAAACCAUUAGAAACUGUUAGAUUAGAGAAUAAUGGACACACUGCUCUCUUGUCCAUAAAAAUCGGAAAUUUGCCCAACAUACGCGGUGGACCUCUGAAUGCAACUUACAAUUUUACUCAACUGCAUUUCCAUUGGGGCAGAAACGACGAUGAAGGUUCUGAAAACUUGAUUAACAACCAAAGUUUUCCGUUGGAAUUACACAUGGUAUUAUUUAAUACGGACUACGGAAAUUUUAGUAAUGCGCUCAACCAUGAUGAUGGAUUAGUCGUAUUAUCGUUCUUGUUUCAUAGAACUAUAAAAGAGAACCCCAGCUACCAAAAAUUCGAGUCGGGGCUUCCCGCAGUGGAAAAUUUCAACGCCUCCGUCGAUAUUGUCGGAUUCGUUUCCUUGGACAAUUUCACUACAACAGACCGGAGCGAAUACGUCACAUACAGAGGAUCCCUAACCACUCCGCCUUGUUCCGAAGUAGUUACGUGGAUCGAAUUUAUCAAUACGAUACCGCUAUCACAUGAUCAAAUUCAAGAGUUUCGGUUGCUUUCGGGUUCUGAUGGAAAGCUUAAUCACAACUUUAGACCAGUUCAAGCGGCUAACGACAGAUCAGUUUAUAUGAACAUCCCUACUGCCAAUAAUUCAAAUAAACCUACAAACUCGAAUCAAAAAUCAUCGUCGACUUAUUUGAAAAACAAUUUAGUGUUAUUGGUUCCUGUUAUUAUAUUUUCUCAAAAAUAUUUCAAUUUUGCUGUUAAUUAAACAAUUAAAUAUAUUGCUUAUGAAAUCUAAUUUAU
Phyllotreta striolata is the source of this 1218-nucleotide messenger RNA. Lineage: Eukaryota; Metazoa; Arthropoda; Insecta; Coleoptera; Chrysomelidae. The record is from the annotation of a GenBank genome assembly.